Molecule: messenger RNA, 5243 nt
Organism: Leucoraja erinaceus (little skate)
Lineage: Eukaryota; Metazoa; Chordata; Chondrichthyes; Rajiformes; Rajidae
Product: wee1-like protein kinase 2-A
Exons: 11
Coding region: 2832-4556 (574 amino acids)
Biological process (GO): regulation of meiosis I; mitotic cell cycle; protein phosphorylation
Cellular component (GO): nucleus
Molecular function (GO): magnesium ion binding; non-membrane spanning protein tyrosine kinase activity; ATP binding
Source: RefSeq, a predicted model, not a curated record
UCAGAUUUAACAUUCUGACUGUUUAAGCAUCUAGCCAGAUCUGUUACCGGGUCUUAACCCAAAAAGUUGCCAAUUCCUUUCCCUUCACAGAUGCUGCCACUGAGUUCCUUCAGCAGUUUGUUUCCCCCCCAGAUUCCAGCAUCUGCAGUCUCUUCCGUCUCCAGUUCGUUGUUUUAAAGAAGCUCCCAAGUGACACCAUCUGACCCCAAACGGUAUUGCAAGAGGAAAUACACUUCGAGAGUAGAAUCAACUUCCUUUUUGAAGUUUAUCCUCGAUGUUGAUUCGGAUCAUUUACAGUGAAGGGCAGCGAAUCAUCGGUUAGAGUGAAGCGCAGAGAGUCAUCAGGUCUCAGAUCUUUCAGAAAGAAGGCUCUACCGCUGUGAGUGUAGGUGUGUUUUCACUGUGCUAUGUGACUGGGUCAUUGACUUCCUCAUCGGCAGACUACAAUCAGUACGAAUUGGCAACAACACUUCCUCCUGGAUAACCUCUCUCUGUACCCAUGGCUGUGUCGCCACAGUUUAGCACCAACUUUAAAUUUGUCGGCCAUAUCACUGUUGGGUGAAUAAUAGAUAACGAUCAGUCAGAGACCAGGUAGACAAGAAUGCUGGAGAAACUCAGCGGGUGACGCGGCAUCUACGGAGCGAAUGAAAUAGGCGACGUUUCGGGUCGAGAUCAGGAGUGAGAUUGAUAAGUGUAGAAAGGAACUACAGAUGCUGGUUUAAACAGAAGAUAGACACAAAAUGCUGGAGUAACUCAGUGGGACAGACAGCAUCUCUGGAGAUAAAGAAAUGGUGGCGUUUCAGGUUCGAGACCCUUCUUCAGACUUAAAGUCAGUGGAAAGGGAAACGAGAGAAACAGACGUUGAUGUAGAGAGAUAUAGAACAAAUGAAUGGAAGAAAUGCAAAAAAAGUAACAAUGAUAAUCAGUAACAACAAUUGAUAAUCUGAUUCAAUGAUGCCAGAACAACAAUGUUGGUUUCAAUGUCAGCAAGACCAAGGAGCCGAUUGUUGACUUCUGGAAGGGCAAGCCAAGGACUCACAGACCUGUCUUCAUCAAUGGGAUGAUGAAGCUUCAAAAUACUGGGCGUACAUAUUUCUGAACAUCUGUCCUGGGUCCAACACAUUGAUGCCCAUCUACGUCUCACCUUCCUUGGAAGAUUGAGCAGAUUCUAUAUGUAGAUGAAUACUCUCUGGAACUUCUACAGUUGUUCAGGAGUGACCAUAUUGACUGAUUGUAUCAUAUCCUGGUUUGGCAACUCGUACACUCAGCAUUGAAGGAGACUAUGUAGACUGGUAGACACAGCCUGGCCCAUUGCAGACAAUGACCUCUCCAUCAUUGAAAGGAUCUUUAGGAGACACUGCCUCAGAAAAAGCAGCCAAUAUCAUCAAAGAGCCACACUUAUUUCAAUCUGACCAUUGGAAAGAAGGUAUAGUUUCUGAAAACCGUGAUCACCGAGUUCAAGAAUAGAUAAUUUCCAACAAUCAUCAUGUUCUUGGGCACUACACACUUACCUCCAGUUUCCUCGGACUCUUUGGUUGUACCCUUUGGCUGUUGCACCAUAUGGUUUAUAGUUACUACUUAAUUGAAUUAAAAAAAUUAUUAUAUAUUCAAUGCCGACAACGGGGACGGAUUUCACGUACAGGACAGGUAAAGGAAAGCCGUUUAUUUUAUGUAUAAAGUGCUCCUUAAGAUGCCUUUAAUUCACAUUUUACGUUGUGAAACGGUGAUUUUUUCCCCAAUACGAACUGGCAGUAUUUUUCCUGCCGAUAUGGGGUUUAAAUUCGCUGCAACCACAACGUUCCAAAUGAUCGCGUUCAAGUAAAACCCACUCGCAAGAUGAUUUAAAUGGCCAUUAAUUUGCAGGUAUUAAACAUUAAAUUCCUUCCAUUUGGCCUAUAAAUCCAUGACAAUGAGAUUUAAAAAUCAUGUUAUAUUGUGCAUUCUUGUGUGUAUGUUAUUUGGACACUUAGGCUAUUUAAAAAUGUUGAUCUUUUCUUAAGAAAUGGAUGGAUGUUUAGAUCUAGUAAUUGAAUUACGUAAUUAGCUACAAUUGGGUAACUAACUAAUUAUAUGCUUUAAUUUCAGGUCAUCCAAGUAAGAUUGUUUCAUAUUCGUUUCAAAAUGCUUCAAUCUAUAAUAACUGAACAUUUCUUUCAGUUCUCUUAAUUUUUAAUAAAGUUAUGGGCUUUUGACUGUCCUCGAUCACAGAUUGUGUGUUAAGUCAAUGGAAAAGCAAUUGGGAAAAAUAUGCUAAUUUCCGAGUAUGAAAAUAGCCAUCACUUUUUUUAAUACUGAAGAUAUGAAAGUGAAUUAGGUGUCAAAUUAAACUUUUUAUGCUUUAUCUGAUGGGAUAAAUUGCAAACUUGAUUUUUAAUAUCUCAAAAUUUUGUAACAUUGCUAUGUUCGUCUCGUAGGGGUGUCCAUAAAUUGGACGUUCGCAUUUUUAAUCUGGGGACAGAUGCAUCACAUCAGUAGAACCUGUGUGUUUCAGUAGGGGCGGGAGCUUAAUUAAGCAGUCAAUUAUUUGUCGGCGGAGACCAGCUAUUGAACGAGUGGCCCCCGCGCCGGUCAUUAUUAACCUGAAACAGGCGAUGAAAUCAGCGCGUUGCAAAAUCCCGCCCCCCAAAGAUACACACGGCCGCAGUUGGAGUUGGUAUAAAGGGGAGAGUUGGGGUGGGGGACAGGCAAGUUAACAUUCAAGAGAAGAGGAACAGGUUGGAGGAGGGGAGGCUUGGUCCGAGUAUCAUUGAGGGCUAUCAGCGGUGAAGGGUAGAAGGGCCAGACCCCACACACCCAUCCUCAGCGAGUCUCCUCCCCAGUCCAGGGUCCAGAUGAACCGCCUGCCGCUCAGCGCCAUCGCCCAGAAGCUCCAGUUCUCCAGCGACGAGGACGAGGAGGAGGAGGAUGAGGUCGGCACCAAGUUCUGCGACCUGCUUCGCGUCCAGGAAGGAGACGCCGUGUCCCCGUUGCCGACGCCCAGGCGAGAGUGCGCCUCGCCCUUCAGCCGCUUCCCGCUCGGGGCUCGGUCCACGACUCCGUCCGGGGAGAAGAAGCCGCCCCGGAGCCCGAGGGUUCGUCUGGCCUCCUGCAACGAGUGUCCCGGGACUCCCGACCAUUGCAUGAACUGGAGGAAGCUGCGGCUCGGUGACACUCCGUACACUCCCAAGAGCCUGUUCUCCAAGGCUGGGCAGAUCUCCACUGCCAACAAAGGACCCGUCUCGAGGAUUCGCCGACCGUUGGGCUUUGGUCCCAGUUCCGACCAGCACUGGGUUCCAACGGUGAAUGUGAACCCCUUCACCCCAACUCUGUACCAUGAACUGGGACGUGCACGCAGAAGAAAAAAUGAGCAAAUGGGGAAAAGGCGAAAGAGAAUUGAAGAAAGAGGCCGUAGGAAACGUCUUGGGAUGAUGGAGAGAGCCACUGCUGAAGAAUUGGUGCGACAAUCAGAGAGGUUCAACAUCUGUGAGAGCAUGGGUUCCCGCUACGCCACAGAAUUUUGCGAGUUGGAGAAGAUUGGAAGUGGAGAGUUUGGGGCGGUGUUCAAGUGCGUGAAGCGACUGGAUGGCUGCCUGUAUGCCAUCAAACGGCUGAAGAGGCCUUUGUCUGGCUCAGUAGAUGAGCAGUCUGCGCUGCGUGAGGUGUACGCACACGCCGUGCUAGGGCAUCACCCCCAUGUGGUUCGCUACUAUUCAGCCUGGGCAGAGGACGACCACAUGCUGAUUCAGAACGAAUACUGUAAUGGGGGCAGUCUGGCAGACGCACUGAUGGAGAAUUUACUGGAGGGGAUUCUACUGACUGAGGGGGAGCUGAAGGAGAUCCUACUGCAAGUAUCAAUGGGACUGAAGUACAUUCACAGCUCCAGUCUGGUUCACAUGGAUGUUAAGCCAAGUAACAUCUUUAUUUGCCAAAGUGUGACACCUGAUGUGAUUAGCUGUGUGGAAGACGAGAGUGACACUGAUGAGGAGGGAAGUUUGGUAACUAACAUACUGUACAAACUUGGUGACCUUGGCCACGUGACAUCGCUGUCCAAUCCGCAGGUAGAGGAAGGAGACAGUCGCUUCUUGGCAAACGAAAUAUUGCAAGAGGACUAUUCAAACCUGCCCAAAGCCGACAUCUUUGCCCUGGGCCUUACCAUGGCGCUGGCUGCGGGAGUGGAUGAGCUGCCUCAGAAUGACCUGGCUUGGCACUACAUCAGGAAGGGCAACCUUCCUACAAUCCCUCAGCAGCUCUCGCAUGAAUUUCUCAAUCUCCUGAAUCAACUGAUCAGCCCAGAUCCCGUGCACCGGCCCUCCUCUGCUGCUCUCACCCGGCACCCUAUUCUUCGGAGAAAUUCCAACAAAAUGGCUUCCCAGCUCCGGAAAGAACUCAAUGUGGAACGUUUCAGGACAGCAAUGUUGGAAAGGGAAUUGAUGAACGCAAGACUCUCUCAGGGCUUUCCACAGUCUGAUGUUAAAUCUCUGCAUCCAGGGAAGAGACAAGUUCUCCCAGACAAGAGCCAAAGGAUGGUGGGGGGUCGAUCCAGCCGCUCGAUGAGUUUCAACUGUGGACGCUACUGAGGACCAAUGUUACUGGGAAAGAGGAGAAUGGAAACUGGUAACAAUCUCUGGUUUUGGAUUCACUUCAGUAGCACUAGCAAUGGCUUCAAGUCUUAACUUGCCCAAAGGUAUUGGCAUGUUUGAAGAAUAUCAAAUUUGCUCACCACUGAUCGACCUUGGACCUUGAAUACAGUGCACAUCUGAUGUGCUAUAGCACUGUCUUGAUUAUUUUUAAUUUAAACUAGUUUCUAUAAUCUGUAAAUAUUGCUUUUUAAUUCUUCCUGUUCCUGAUCUGUCAGGAGGUAACAUCUCAAGGUACUAACCAUUUAGCAGAUUGAACUACUUAAUCCUUUUAAUGCAGCAAAUCUCUAGUUGUGGACCUGAAUCCCUGGAGAUGGGGUUUGAGACUUUUUGAUAAACUCUCUGCUUUGUGAAUGUACGUGUUGUUCAGAUGUCACUGGACAGGCUUGAUCUCCUGAGUUUGCUCAUGUGUUUGUCAUCUCCAUGUCAUGCGACUCUCCGGUAUCUGAGAGCCAGUGAUGUCUUUAUCACAGGUACAGCAGGUCUGAUCCAUUUACUGGCGUAAUAAGCCUUUACCCAGUGAGUGCAUUAAAUGGGAAACUUUCCUUGAGCUGAUCGCUGAUCAAGAAUAAACUUGUUUUUAUCUAUUUAAUUUUAAUGGAAUGAGAUUAGAGAAUUAAUAAAGUU